Molecule: messenger RNA, 4457 nt
Organism: Drosophila virilis
Lineage: Eukaryota; Metazoa; Arthropoda; Insecta; Diptera; Drosophilidae
Source: RefSeq, a predicted model, not a curated record
ACACUUUCAGCUCAGUCGUGUACGUAACGUCGUCGAGUUGCAAACGCUAGCGGUAAAGCAAACAAUUAUAUUUGGCCCAAUAGCAGCAGCAGCAGCGGCAGCAACGUUGCACUGAAAGCAAAAAAAAAUUGAAAUGUGUGUUCAGUGUUAAGUAAAUUUGUAGUGCAAACUGAAGUAACGGCAAAUGUUGCGCUUCACUGAACGCUAAUAGCAAAUUAGUGCAGCAAAAACAAAAAAAAAGCAAGAAAACUAAACCAAAAGCGGCAAAGAGUAUUGCAUACCACACGGCUGUCAUGAAAAAUAGAUAUCGAUUUGCUGACUGACGGCAUGUGGUGGGGGGCAUUUAAAGCUAUUUCUGUGUGUGUAAUAAAAACUUAAUAUCAAAUUUCCAAAGUUACCGGAAAAGCUGCACAGACAUUCACCCACUAACAUUGUGAAUUAAGCAUUAAUUGGCUCAAUUGUGUGACAGUUUCUGUAAGUGUGUGUGUUUGUGUGCGUGCUUAGGCGUAUGCGGCGUUGUGUGUAUGUGUGUGUAUGAGAUCAUCAUUAUACGGCACUAGCCGUCGCCUGCUGGUAUGCAAUACUUCUUCUUUUAACGCACGCUAGCUUCCACUUAUCCUUCUUCCUCUCGCUUCCACAGCUGCGGGCUCUAUUGAAAGAGAAAAAAAGGAAAUACAUUUUGAAACUCGCUUGGUCUAUGACAAAACAAACGCAUUUUCUUCGCAACGCAUUCUAAGGUGCGUGUGCGUAUUGAGAGUGUGAGCGAGAGCGAUAGAGAGAGAGCGGCACGUGUGUCUUUUUGUGUAUGUGUUAGUUGCAGUUGUUGCGCCUUCACGACAACGCGAACAAUUUAAGCAAUUAAAAAUAUUAAAAAAAUCUGUAAACGCGCGCGUGUUUAUUUAAUUUGUAUUUUGAUCAUUGGGCUCGACAACCAUAAAAGCAUUUCCCUAUGAUUGGCUCAUUCUGGAAUCUGUGCAGAGCGUGCCCAUCAAUGCCGGUUGACAAGCUCCAUUCGGAGUAUAGGAGCACUUAUCGUUGGCAUGAAUUUACGGGCAAUUCGCGGCCAGAGGUUGUGCGUCGGGCGCCAGCGCCAAAUCCAAGUCAAUUUGUUGGUCCAACAAAUGAGCCGCCAUUGCCACGUCGAAAAAAAUGCCCUGAAUUAGCAUAUAAAUCGCACGAGUUUAUUAUAGGAUCCGAAUAUACAGAUGCACGUCGAGAUGCCAGUGCACACCGUGCGGCAAGGUCGGAGGAGCGCGGCACACCUUCGCGCCGCAGCAAAUCGGAAGGACCACCCGUUGUGCCCAAAGGACGCCCUUAUCCCAUUGCAACGGAGAUCGAUGGAACUACUAGUAAACAGGCGGCCAAACUGCAUGAGCUGGAGCCGUUGGUUAGCGAUACGGAUGAUAGAAAAACACACGAGAAACAAGUGAAUUUUGUUGAGCGCAAAAUUAUCACACGUCCGUUUUCGCAAGCAAUCGAUCACGAGCGUAUCAAUCGCAAUAUUACGAAAAGGGAGGACUUUGGUUUUGCUGAUGGAACAGCAGCUGCCAAGGAUCAUUAUAAUCAAGGUCAGCUGGUGGUCUCGAACGGCAGCGCACCGCCGCAUUCGAAACCGAAUUUGGAUUUGUGGUUCAAGGAGAUGGUCGAGCUGCGCAAGAAGGCCGGCGAAUAUAAGAGUCGCGGCUGGGGCGUGGAAAUCGAUCCGGAAUUGUAUAAGAAACAAAGGGAUCUUUGGGAUCAGGUUUCCAAGCGCAGCUCGCUAUCAGCACUGUCCCUAGCAUCCACUUUGCACAGACCUAUUACCAAGGAGGAGAAAGAGCAGGAGAAUAAUAAAAAAUCAACGCCGUUGCAAAAAACGCCACAGCCACAAAAGCCACGAGUUCCUGGCCAAGCCUAUUUGAUUGAUAAUAAGGAUGAGAUAUCAGCACUGCCAGCACGUUUUAGCAAUAUACGCCAUCACUUGGAGCGCACUACUGGUCCGGACGUUGAGGAGGGCGCUUUACUGCCUUCACCCACGCGGGAGAAACUGAUGCCAGCUAUGACCAAACGUGAGUCCGAGUCUCAACGUGGCAGUCCCAAGAAGACGGCCCUCUCGCGUCAUGGCUCGCCGCAAAAGGGCAGCCCCCAAAAGGGCAGCCCCAAGAAGGUCCUUAAAACACGCUCACAAUCUGUGGGUCCUGGCGUCGCCGAGAAUGAGUCACCCAAGCGUCAGAUACGCUCGGCGAGUCAAGCCCCGACGAGCCGUAAAAAGGUACCAACAACAUCGGCCGGAACUGAACGUAAGCCACGCCCAUCCACCCUGUCCACAACAUUCCAAUCCCGCAUUAAAAGUAGUUCCCUACCACCGCCUAACGGUAAAGUAGCCGCAGCGCCAACAGCAUCAACCGCAGCAGCAGCAACAACAGCAGCAACAGCCGCCCGUACAGCAGCAACAUCCAAUGCUAAUCAUGCUUAUCAAUCACAUAUAUCACAAUGCAAGAGCUACAAUAAAAGCAGCAGCAACAAGCCAACAGCAACAUCUGCAAAACAACAACUACAGCAGCAACGACAACAACAACAGCAACAGCAGCAUCAACAGCAACAGCAGCAAUUGCGUAAGAAAGACAAAGAUAGAUCGAAUAUUAGUUGCAUUAGUCAAGUUGGUGCUGGUAGCGGUAGUAGUGCAAAUAGUGCGAAGCAUCAACAAAACAAACAGAAACAACAACAGUUACAACAACAAGAACAGCAGCAGCAGCAGGAACAACAGCAGCAACAGUGGCACCAACCAGUACACGUUGCUGCUGCAACUGACACGACAGCGACAGCGGCAACAACAACAUCGGUUCCAACAGCAACAACAGCAACAACAACGGCACCCGCCCGACCUGUCACCAUCAACAUCAAACGCCUAACGGUACCAGGUCAGGAUAGAAAAUUGGCUGAAAACGAAGCCGAAGAUGGCCGUGAGACUGCAAUUUCAAUUUCCAGCUGCAGUCCUCAGCCAGUGCCUGAGGUGCCCGACGAGCCAUUGGUUAAAUCGCCGCCAGAGCCCACAAGGGUUAAAUCUCCGGAGCAGAUUAUAAUGCGCUCUCCCGAUCCAGUCAACUGGACGGUGCCCUUGGACACUGGCAAGACAUUUACUGUAACACAAAAUGUCAAAGAGGGCGAGAACUACAGCCGACCUCAGAGCGAGAUAAAAGCGUCAACGCCGGUGGAAAAGCCACCACCGCCACCACAAUCGGCACCGCCACAACUAACCGAACAGGCUAAAAUGGACGCUUGGAAGACCAGCGGCAGUCCAACAACCAGUGCCGCCGCCGCCGCCGUGGCCGCUGUCUAUGGCAAAACGCUGACGCCCACCCAGCCGGGCGGCGCGGUCCGUUGCGAUGCCAGCAUCAAGCCGGAACCGGCUAUUUCAUCAUCUUCAUCGACAGCGACUGCGUCAACGGCACGUUCCACCGCCGCCGAUGUGCUGGAGAAGGCGCGUGACCGUUUCGAUCGCUUCUGGGGCGGCAGCAGCAGCAGCGCCACCAAGGAGGAGAGCGUCUAAAUAAAAAUGUAGUCAAAAGUGUAUGAAGUGCAAAAUGUAUUUGACAUGAGCAAAAUUCAAUUGAUCAAACAGCGUUCAAAAUUUGACCUAAAUGUCGCCCCAAGCAUACAUGUCACAUAACUAUUAUCGCAAAUUCAGUGCUGCGAAAUUAUCGAUAGUGCCACAGCUCGAUAGCUUUUAAAGUCGAUAGCAUCGAUCCAUUUAUAUACGUUUAGUGUGGUACUCCUCUUUCGAAACUUCUAAAAACUAAUUCGAUAUUAGUUUUACUUAUAAUGUAUACCUUAUUUAACUUCUUAUUUUUUAUUAAAACCUUGACUAAUGACUAGUUACAAGGAAAGUUUAUAGAUCUAUCGAGAUUUCCAUCAAUAGUUUUGCAGCACUGUCCUCUUUCCUAUUUGUCCUUGUCCUAUUUCGGCUAAGCUUAUAUGGAAGACAACUCGAAUGCUACCAAAUAAAAUAAUUUGAGUAAAUCUUAGUAAAUUAUAUAAAAUUCAAUUUCAACACCCACGUUAAAGUAUCCAAUAGGAGUAUACUAGGAUUUCAACUGAAUUUAACUUAGAUGAUAUAUUAUUCAGGGAAAUCAGUCGUAUUCUGCGUGAUAUAUGAUUUUCAGCGUUGCACAUAAAUUAUUCUUUAAAAUGUAAAACACUUACUUUCACUGCCUAUAAUCCCCAAAAAAAAAAAAACAAGAAUUUUGCAAACACCCAAACACAAGCUGUUCAACAAUGCAGAAAACAAAAAAUGGAGAUAUAAAAUAAAAUACUUCAAAGUAUUCCAACAUAAAAAGAAAUCUUUUAAUAAUAAUAUAACGCAAGGACAACAUCACCGCAGAGACCCGUCCAACAAAAAAAAGUGAACAAGAUUAAGAAAAAAGUAUUUAAGGUAAAAACCUAAAAGUUUUGUAACUUUCAUUAAGCGCGAAAAAAAA